UCGAGGUUUUUAGAAAGAUUACUGGAAAAUCUCGGGGCUUAUGAGAUGUUUUAUUUCCUUUCUUAACCCCUUUUCCUUGCUUCCGAUGCGUCCCCAGACGUCCGCGGAGCCGCUGGAAGAGGCAGCGGGCAGGGGCCAAGCUCUUUCUCCGGGAGAGACGGGUGGUGGCCCCAGCUGACCACUUCCCGCGGCCAAAGGCCCCGGCCUGGAUCAUCCUCGGGCUCCUGGGCCGCGUGAUGCAGCCCCAAAAAGGUGCAGCAUCGCACGUGUCCCUGCCAGCGUCCGCGCCUCGCGCGUCCAGGCCUCGCGCGCCGCCGCCCAAUCGCCGCUGCCGCCUGGCGCUCGGGUCGCGUCCGCCGGUCGCAGGGAGACUGGAGCCCGGGAGCCGCGCCGCCCGCUGCCAUGCGGUUCCGCUUCGGGGUGGUGGUGCCGCCCGCGGUGGCCGGGGCCGGGCCGGAGCUGCUGGUCGUGGGGUCUCGGCCUGAGCUGGGGCGCUGGGAGCCGCGCGGGGCGGUGCGCCUGAAGCCGGCGGGCACGGCAGCGGGCGCUGGGACACUGGCGCUGCAGGAACCGGGCCUGUGGCUCGGGGAGGUGGAGCUGGCGGCCGAGGAGGUGGCGCAGGAUGGGGCGGAGCCGGGCCGCGUGGACACGUUCUGGUACAAGUUCCUGAAGCGCGAGCCGGGAGGAGAGGUCUCCUGGGAAGGCAAUGGGCCUCACCACGACCGUUGCUGUAUUUAUAAUGAAAACAACUUGGUGGAUGGUGUUUACUGUCUCCCAAUAGGACACUGGAUUGAGGCCACUGGGCACACCAAUGAGAUGAAGCACACAACAGACUUCUAUUUUAAUAUUGCAGGCCACCAAGCCAUGCAUUAUUCAAGGCUCCGGACGCGCAGGCUCAGCGGCCAUGGCUCACGGGCCCAGCCGCUUCGUGGCAUGUGGGAUCUUCCCAGACCGGGGCACAAACCCGCGUACCCUUCAUCGGCAGGCGGACUCUCAACCACUGCGCCACCAGGGAAGCCCAUAGGGAGAAUUCUACCAAAUAUCUGGCUGGGUAGCUGCCCUCGCCAAGUGGAACAUGUAACCAUCAAACUGAAGCAUGAACUGGGGAUUACGGCUGUAAUGAACUUCCAGACAGAAUGGGAUAUUGUACAGAAUUCCUCAGGCUGUAACCGCUACCCAGAACCCAUGACUCCUGACACUAUGAUUAAGCUGUAUAAGGAAGAAGGCCUGGCCUACAUCUGGAUGCCGACACCAGAUAUGAGCACUGAAGGCCGCGUCCAGAUGCUGCCACAGGCGGUGUGUCUCCUCCACGCGCUGCUUGAGAACGGACACACCGUGUACGUGCACUGCAACGCCGGGGUGGGCCGCUCCACCGCCGCCAUCUGUGGCUGGCUCCAGUACGUGCUGGGCUGGAAUCACAGGAAGGUGCAGUACUUCCUCGUGGCCAAAAGGCCGGCUGUGUACAUUGAUGAAGACGCCUUGGCCCGCGCAGAGGAAGACUUUUAUCAGAAAUUUGGGAAGGUCCGGUCUUCUAUAUGCGAUGUAUAGGUGAUGGAUCUGCCUCCCCUCCCUCCCGGUUUCCUGACGAAGCCUGGAGUGAUGCUUGUAAAUGACCUAGAAACCAAGAAUCUUCCUCACCUGGAAAGACGAGUCUCGGCUUCUCCCCUGACCUGCCUUCUUCAGUCUGGCAUUGACUUUUGGUUACGCUCUGGUUGAGCUGUAUCUUUUUUGGAAUAUGUUACAAAGGAAGCUGUAAUUGACACACAAGAAAAGUCCACAAGCAGCUGGACUGUGCAGUGUGGUUCUGGCAUAGACAGAAAGUGAAUGGGUGCAGUUCUGUGCCUGCAGGCGCUCGGCCCCUGCAGCAUGGUGGCUGCCUUGCGGUACUGGGAAUGCACGACUGCCCUUGCUUGUUGCGUUGUGACUUGGCUUGCGGAAGAAAAGGUUGGGAGUUAUGUAGAUGGCAUCACUGUGUGUGUCCAUGCACACACAAACACACACAUGCACACACACACACACGUACAUACACGCUCAGCUUUUCUGCUGAACUGAGAUGGAAUUAUAAAGUAAGAGAGUUGGUCAUUUGACCAAAGAAGGGAAUAAGUGUGGGCGGGAGCCUAGGCUGUGAUAAAGUAAGAGCCUCAUAUGACCCAAAGUGAUGACUUUCUAGACUUUUUUUUUUUUUUUUGCAUUCUGCUUCAUGGUUGUUAAAAUGUGUUCCAAGGCCUCGCCUUCCUUCUCUACCCACAACCCUGUGUGACAGCCUCAGUAGCAUUAUUACCUCUAUUUGUUUUAGCUGAGGCUCCGGAAGCAGAGGGAGCGUGCCCAAGGUCUCAUGGCUGGUGAGGGACAAGCUGGAGUUUAUCACCCGGGUUUAUUUGACUCAGUGCUUUUUCAACACAACCUGUGGUUUUGCCCGCACAAAGUUCAGUCUCUGUCAGAGGAAGGUCGAUUUUUUUGCAGCAGUUUUUACAGUAAGAAAUGGAACAGCGUUCUGAUCGGUUGCCAUAGAAUUCAGGAAAGUAGUUAUCCUAAUUUAAACCUUGGGGGCUGUCUCAAGGCCAGAGUGGCCUGAGCCAUACAUAGCUCACAAGAGGAGCUGUAUUCCCAAAAGAGCCCCAAGUGCCAAAGUCCACAGACAAUUGUUCCACAGUUUAGGAGGGAUCCACAGUUUAGGAGUGAUAACAUAGGCGUUAUCCCUCAGUUUAAUACAGAACACAGUUACUGUGCCUCCAGACUAUGCAACUCACUAUCCUGGGUUCUAUAGGAAAUAUAAAGAUUAAUAAGAUGUUGUCUUCAAAACGCUCAUAGCCUAGAAAAAGCCCUGUGUUCAACCAGGUGCACUGCAGGGUUGAACUAGUAAUGAUUUGCUGGAAUGCGGAAGGGGAAGUAACUUUUAUUGGGUACUUCUUAUAUGCUAGAUGCUUUAAAUCUUAUUUAAUGUAAUCUUCACGGUACCUUAUGAGGGAGAUUUUAUUUUCUCCAUUAUAUAGAUGAGGAAACUAAGACUCAGAGAGAUUAAAUCAACUGUCCUCUAUCACAUGGUGAAUAAACAGAUGAAAUAAGAUACAAAACUAGGUUUGUCUGACUCAAAGCCGAUACUUUUUCUGUUAAACUAAAAUGCUUAUUUAUUUUUCUCCUCCUCCUUUUCUUCCAUAAACAUUUAUUGAUAGAUAUGAGAGACUCUGAUUUAGGAAGUAUGGGGAAAAGCAGGACGGAAGGUAAGUCCCAGUGGAGUUCAGAGGAGGGAGAGGCAUCUUAUAACUGGGACUCAAAGGCGAUGGCAUUUAAUUUGGGCAGAGAAGGCUAGACAGUACACGUGUAUCCUACAGUUUUACAAAGUCAGAUUUAUAAGCCAGGAUUAAGUAAUGUGAAGUCUAGUUCUCUUGCUAAAAAUAAGUAGAAAUAACUAUGGUAUUCGAGUAACCCAUAGUCAUAAUGUGUUAUGUAAAAUUUAAUCUUAAAAAUGGAAUAUUUCUAACUAAUUACAUAAAUGUGUGUGUGUGAGAGUUUCUUGAAUGUCUACGAAGUCCAGCUACGUAACCUCCACCACAGAAAGACUUUUUUGGGGUGGAUUUUCCCCUUUUUUGCUUUGAUAGACAAAAUCAGUUUAGGGCUAUUGAAAAUGUUUUGGAAAAACUUCUCAUCCCCAGUGAAUGGAAUGUCCAAUGUAUUUCAAAAUCACCUGGAACUUUUGCUAAAUAAAAGCAUUAAAAAUGA
Orcinus orca (killer whale) is the source of this 3720-nucleotide messenger RNA. RefSeq names its product EPM2A glucan phosphatase, laforin (gene EPM2A). The coding region runs from base 403 to 1548 and encodes 381 amino acids. Gene Ontology annotation, biological process: protein dephosphorylation. The record is from RefSeq and is a predicted model, not a curated record. NCBI's taxonomy places the organism in Eukaryota, Metazoa, Chordata, Mammalia, Artiodactyla, Delphinidae. Gene Ontology annotation, molecular function: protein tyrosine phosphatase activity; starch binding; carbohydrate phosphatase activity. The transcript has 5 exons. Gene Ontology annotation, cellular component: nucleus; cytoplasm.